Messenger RNA from Schistosoma intercalatum, 2683 nucleotides. The record is from the annotation of a GenBank genome assembly. Lineage: Eukaryota; Metazoa; Platyhelminthes; Trematoda; Strigeidida; Schistosomatidae.
AUAUCAAGUUUUUGAAAUCAUUGUGAGCACUACCAUGUGAAAGAAUUAUAAAGCAAUUAGUCCCUCUGAUAAAUUUCGAUAAUGUAAUAAGAAGAUGAAGAUUAUCAGAAUUAGGUGAUAUAUUGGCGCAAUACAUUUCGAACAGUCUGACCAUGUAGGGAAAGGCGCCGGUCAAUGGCAGUGUCUUGAAUCAUCCGUCACAGUUAUUUGCCAUUUCUCGUUAAAAAGUUUCAGUAAUAGAUGCAGACUACAAAGUUUUUAUCGAAUCAGCGACUACACUUUUACUAUAUUAUAGUAAAGCUUAUAGGAUAUCCUAUAAACUUCCCCUUAGCUAUAGUUUGAUGUUUUUCAAUAUUACUUGUAGUCUAAUUAAAUUUAAUACUUAUGGUGAACCGAUGAAAACCAGCUUCUUAGCGCCAGCGAAAGUUUUUGGCUGUCGUUUACUACGGUUGUCUAGUUAAAUUCGUACCACGGUCUGCGUUUAUUUCAAGUGAAGUCUGUGUUCAUUGAUUAUAAGGUUUUAAAGUUCGAUAAUUUAAACAUGUUUAAAGUACUUGACAGGUUCAGAAUCUAGGUAGUUGGUUUUGGAGAUCAAAUUAGUUAAGUUUGUUUUUGUCAGACUUAUGGGUUGCAGCACCAUGAAAAACUUAAGAACAAAUGACUUUCGCUUCAGUCGGUUACUCUUUAGGGGCGCCCACUGGUUAUUCUACCAGGAAUUAGGACUAGUACCUUCAGGUGUUGAAGCGAGCUUAUUUUCUUUACACCUCUGGGUUGGAAUUCUGUGGUUUACAUUUCGGAAUUAUAUCAGCUUUAGGUUUAGCACGUUAAUGAUGCCUUUUGCACUUGCUUAAUGAAGGCCAGUCACGACUUCUGACUAGACCUUCGAGAAUUCGCCGAAGUUGGUCACUAGUGCGCACACCAUUAUUGUUUAGUCCUAACCGGCUAGAUUGUGACAUAACUUUUGAGUUCAAACACAGCUUUUCGUGUAUCAUAUUGAGAAUAUAAGAGAUAUCUUCAUCUGAUUAAAUGCAAUUCCAAACCCAGUACAUAAGCAUUUACUUAAUUGCUGUAUUUGACUAUAUUUUCAAGUCUAGAUAUACAAAAGCAAGAGUCUGAGUUGGCAUUUAUUUUCAAACCCUAUCUUUUGCAAACUGGAAAUUUUAAUCUUAGUUAACCUUGUAUAAUCAAUCCUUUAAUAUUUCGUGUUUACACAGUCUUAUUCAGAUCCAUUAAAUGUAUAAUGGGGGAUCAACUACUUUUCGAAAAUCUUGACGAGAAGCUAGAGGAUGAAGAUGGAUUUAUUACUGCAAGUUGGUUAUCUAUCACUUUCGACUUGAAUAUAGAUGCAUCGAGACGUUUGAUGGCGGCAUAUAUCCAGGCACGUGACAACUUGUCAUCUGUAUAUCUACUGACUGGGAUCAGUAAACAAAAUGAUAUAUUAGUUAAGUUGGCCAAUUCAGACCAGUUAUCACUGGCUCAGAAGUCGUUCUCGUUUCCACCUAAAUGUGUUGUGUAUAGUAUACAACGCCGACAAUGCAAGGAUUCUUUAUCAUUGGCUUGCUACGAUUUAUUGCAUAAUAUUUCUACAGAUCAAUUAAAAAGAUUAACUAGUAUUCCGUGGGAGUCAUCUUCUGAUCCACUGCCAUGUCGAGAAAACCAAGAGACUGCACAGAAAGCACCGGAACAUGUUGAUUCUCCUGUGUUACCGAGUCUUGCUACCAGUGGAUGCAAUAAGAAAAUUAAAACUUCAGAUUUCAAAAACUUUUUCAGUAAGAUUGAAAAGUCUGUCCAGGAUGAUAAAACGCCUGAAAAUUAUUUAGCAACAAGCACUAAGAAUAACAUGAUUCCUAAGCCAGUAGAAAGUGGGAAACUGGAUGUAUCGGACGAAGACGAAGAAUUUGGUUUGAAAACCACAUAUUCUUCGCAAAAGCGGAAAUGUAUUGUCAUUGAAUCCGAUGAAGAAAAAGAAGAGAGUAGUACAAUGACUAAGGAUUGCGUGUCUACUAAUUUAUUUAAUUCUAAAGCAAGUACGAAACUUAGAAACAAUGAUAUACAGAAAAAGCGACCUACUCGCAGAAAAGAUAAACUGAAAGUAUUAGCUUCUGAUUCAGAAGCUGAUUCAUUUCUCAUGGAGCCUACACAAUCUGAAAAAUCACCCGACAAUGUUAAAAAAAUCGGUGUUAAAACUUUGUCAACACCGAUUAAGUGUGAAGAAAAUUCGAGAACUGAGAAAUCUAGCUGUGCUGCUGGUUUAAAUCGUAUUCGUCACCAAGUAAUGAAAACGUUUGCAGAUGAAGAUGGCUUUAUGGUUACGGAAAAAGGCUGGGAAUGUUCAUCAGAUGAUGAAACCUCUAAACCGACAACAGCACCCUCUCCUUGUAUGGAUCAAAAUGAGAAAAAUGAACGGGAUGUUCAACCGAAAAUUGAUAAUCCUGUCUCUCUAACUGCACCACCAACGAUUCAACAGACUAAGCCACCCAAACAAUCAAACAAAAAGAACACGAAUAAUAAACCGGCAGUUAGUAAACAAGCUUCAUUGUCAUCAUUUUUCAAGCCUAGUAAUACUGUAAACUAAUUACUUGGAGAUUCAAUUGUUAAUCAUUUUCUAUGAUUCUUUUAUGGAAUCUCUGUAUAAAAACGAUUUAUUUAAAAAAAAUUAGAACAUUUUCUGUGUAUCGGACAA